AUGGAUCACGCACUUGAGCAUCACAAAGACUAUUUGGGUCGGCAUGCAUCUGAACUCCCAACGCCUUCCUUCAUCGUCAACAAACCCAUCAUUGAGCAAAAUAUCAAGAAGUUGCACGACGAUGUUUCCAAGCUCAAUAUCUCGUUUAGACCACACUUGAAGACGCUGAAGACUCUGGAGGUAACGCGGCUGAUGUUGGGAAAUGGAUUGUACCGCAAGGUUGUAUGCUCAACUGUACCCGAGAUUGUCGGUGCUCUGCCUUUGGUCAAAGAGGGUCUCCUGGAAGAGGCUAUUUUUGGCAUGCCAGUCUACAAGAGCGUCAUUCCUCGCUUGACCGCUCUUCGCCAGAAUAUCAAGAUUGAUCUGCUUCUCGAUAGCCGCGAUCAAUUGCAGUUCUUGGAAAGCUCCGGAACAGCAUGGGACGUCUUCAUCAAGAUCGACGUUGGCGCACGCAGAGCCGGACUGACGACCGAUUCACCGCGACUCAAGGAAUUAGUGCAAGCAAUAGAGAGCUCGGAAUUCGCGAAAUUGAAAGGCUUCUAUUGCCACGCGAAUCAUUCAUACGGCUGCCGAACAGAGGAAGAGGUUACCAAAAUGCUGCAGCUUGAGGUGGAAGAAGUUGUUGCAGCAGCUUCAUUAGUAUCGACGACGAGGUCUCUCAUCUUGUCAAUUGGCGCGACACCCACAGCACACGUAAUCGAGAGACUGAACGAAAAGCUACCACCGAACGUGACACUUGAGCUUCAUGCUGGCAACUUCCCCACGAACGACCUUCAACAAGUCUCUACGGAUGUCAUUCCGAUAACACAGCAGGCCAUUCGCGUAUGCGCAGAUGUCGUCAGCGUUUAUCCUGAACGGAACGAAGUUCUGAUAAACGCAGGAGUCAUUGUUUUGGCCCGAGAAGCUAGCGGGUUCCCGGGACACGGCAGGGUCGUGGAUCGACCAUUUUGGGACGUUGUACGUGUGUCGCAAGAACAUGGCAUCCUGGGGUGCUCGAACGAUAAGGAAACAGCCGGUGAUAUCUUCACGGUCGGUGAGAAGGUAUAUCUCUGGUGCCAGCAUUCAUGCAUAACCGCAGCUGCAUUUUACGCGUACUUCGUUGUGGACGAGAAUGACAUCGUCAUCGACACUUGGAUUCCAUGGAAAGGGUGGUAG
Molecule: messenger RNA, 1155 nt
Organism: Didymosphaeria variabile
Lineage: Eukaryota; Fungi; Ascomycota; Dothideomycetes; Pleosporales; Didymosphaeriaceae
Exons: 4
Coding region: 1-1155 (384 amino acids)
Biological process (GO): D-serine catabolic process
Molecular function (GO): D-serine ammonia-lyase activity
Source: RefSeq, a predicted model, not a curated record